Molecule: messenger RNA, 987 nt
Organism: Thamnophis sirtalis
Lineage: Eukaryota; Metazoa; Chordata; Lepidosauria; Squamata; Natricidae
Source: RefSeq, a predicted model, not a curated record
AAGAUUUGGGAGUUGGGGAAGGGAGCAAGCUGACUCUGGUACCCACGGUGGAAGCUGGCUUGAUGUCUCAAGCAUCUAGGCCAGAACAGUCGGUGAUGCAAGCAUUAGAAAGUUUAACUGAAACUCAGGUAAACGACUUCCUGUCCGGGAGGUCCCCCCUGACCCUUGCCCUGCGGGUGGGCGACCACAUGAUGUUUGUCCAGCUGCAGCUGGCAGCUCAGCAAAACAGCGGGCAGCUCCAGCACCGCCACGUGAUUGCCGGCCGCGGAGAACAAGCUGGAGGCGCCACAGCCCCCGCGCCGGCGGCCGGACCAGCUGCCUCCAGUUGCCGCACCCUGCCUGGGAGCACUCCCGCCUCCUCCCCUACUUUUGCCCGGCUCCCUACGGCACCCGCUUGCCCGCCAAGCCCCGUGCCCAGUCCUGCUGCUUCUCCGUCGCCAAUGCAGACUAUGCCUCUCUACUGUACCACCGCUAACCCGACCCCCGUCACGGCAGGGAUGUUCCACUCCCAUGGGACCAGCGCACAGACGGUCAACGGAGGCGGGAGUGGCAGCGUCGUGUCUUCGUGUUCAGAGGUAGACUGCACCUCAAGAAGUAAAAGUUCGCCCAGCAGCAGCCCUUCUCAGGCCUCUCGGACCCGGAAACACGGCGCCGUGAUAGAAAGCUUUGUUAACCACGCCCCUGGGGUUUUUUCGGGAACGUUUUCUGGCACUUUGCACCCCAACUGCCAAGACAGCAGCGGCCGGCCGCGUCGAGACAUCGGCACCAUCCUGCAGAUCCUCAAUGACCUCCUGAGUGCCACGCGGCACUACCAGGGCAUGCCCCAGUCGCUGACGCAGCUGCGGUGCCAGACGCAGUGCUCCUUGUCUACCCCUUCCCUGGAUCUCAACAACCACACUACCUCAGAAAGAACGGCAGCUGCUGCUAACCAGCCCUUGCACUUGGGGGUCCAGUGCCCGAGCCAAGCAGCCACCUGCAAGCCCACCG